Molecule: messenger RNA, 858 nt
Organism: Lecanosticta acicola
Lineage: Eukaryota; Fungi; Ascomycota; Dothideomycetes; Mycosphaerellales; Mycosphaerellaceae
Source: the annotation of a GenBank genome assembly
AUGGCUCAACCCGCAAAGAUCAUCAUGUUCCCGCCCUGCCGCGUGCACGGCACGAAACCUCUCACCGCCGCGGAAGCCCAACCGCUCCUCGCAACCUACCUCGCCAAAUCCACCAAGAAACCCUGCCUCCACCCAGACGCGUGGCUGCGUGCUGAAGGUGUCCGCCACGGCUUCAAAGGCGGUCCUUCCGGUGGAUUCGUCAUGCACCACUUGCGACGCAUCGAAGCUGGAUUGAGAGGAGAAUCGCUACAGCCAGAGACUACUCAGGAAUUGGUGUUGAAAUUUGGAGAAGACGCCGUAGUAGAGGCUACAGGGAUGAGUCUGGGAGAUGUACAGGCUGCUGUAGGGAAUGAGGAUGAGAUUGACAAAUCUUUGGGCGACGAUACGAGGGUGGAUAAGGUUAUCAAGGAAGGCGACAAUGAGCGGGCGAAGCGCAGGAAGGAAAAGAAAGAACGAAGGGAGCGGGAGAAAGCUGCCAAGGCUGCUGGAGCUUCCCUCCCAAUAUCACCCCCAAAGAAGCGCAAGCGUGCCGAAGAACAGGAAGAAGCGGAGGACUCUGAAGCAAGAUCUGGGGCUAAUACCCCCUACGCCGAUUCGAUGGUGGCUUUUUCCGAAUCAAAAUGGACCAGCAAGGAAGAAUACGAACAAUCACAAUCUAUCCUCGAAGGCGAAGUCGGCGAGCGAGGAGGUGCGCCCGUUGUGCGACAGGAUGGAAAGCCACCGGUGGUGGUGGAGCACGAUGGGGAUGGAAAUGUCAUCAUUCCUCCCAAGAAGAGGGAUAAGCCUUUGAGCCAGGCGCAAAAACUCAAUAGGAAAGAGGCGAAGAAGAUGAGGAGGAGACAGAAUUUGGACCAAUGA